CCCUGACAAUGUUAAGCCGGCCCUGUCUCCUUCUUGUCACUAAUUUGCAUAUCUCCUAUGUAUGUGAAUUGCUCUAAAAGUUUCAUGCUUGGAUCGUGCUAUAUUCCGCUAUAUUCUAGAUGCUGCUUCUUAAACAGAGCUCAGCUUCUGUUCUUGUCGCUGGGAAUCCAACUCCAUUCCUCCACACUCCUCGAUUCGCUUGCAGAGUUGGAUCUCUUCCAGUUACAACGUACUCCUCCCCGAGUUUCACCUUAGAGAAGCUUCCCACCUCUUCAUCUGGAAGGCUCACUCCGGUUCUAGCAUGUAGCUCUCACGAGGCUUCUCCUAUCAGUGAGAAUAAACCUGUCCAUGGAGUUUCUGAGAUCAUCGUGGGAGUAUUGAGAGGUUGACAGUUGGAUCGUAUGCUUUGCCAAUCUGCUUCUCAAAUGGCUGUCAAGGUUAUGAUUUUAGAUCCUUCGGAGAACUGCUCAGCAAGUUCGUUGGCCUACGGUCACAUGGUUGAUAGCUUUGACGACAGUGCUACUGUAGAAGAGUUUGCUAAAAGAUGUCGAGUCUUGACCCUUAAAAUUGAACAUGUUCACGUGGAAACAUUAGAGAAGCUUGAGAAAAAAGGAUUACAUUGCCAACCAAAAGCCUCUACAAUCAGGAUAAUACAGGAUAAAUACAUGCAAAAAGUUCAUUUCUCUCAGCAUGGCAUCCCACUUCCAUAGUUUAUGGAGAUAAACGAUAUUGAAGGAGCGGAAAGAGCAGGUGAACUUUUCGGUUACCCUCUUAUGAUCAAGAGCAAGCGAUUAGCUUAUGAUGGACGUGGAAAUGCAGUUGCCAAUAGCCAAGACGCUCUUUCUUCUGCUGUAACAGCUCUUGGAGGUUUCAGUCGUGGUUUAUACGUCGAGAAAUGGGAACCCUUUAUCAAGGAGUUAGCUGUUAUUGUGGCUAGGGGAAGAGAUGGUUCCAUGGUUUCUUACGCCGUUGUUGAAACUGUUCACAGGGAUAACAUAUGCCAUAUAGUUAAAGCACCUGCAGACGUGCCUUGGAAGUUCAACAAACUUGCCACUGAUGUCGCUCAAAAGGCUUUUGAUUCUUUAGAAGGCGCUGAGGUUUUCGCAGUCGAGCUCUUCUUGACAGAGGAUGGUCAGGCAGAGGAUGAGAAAACCUCCGAAGCACCGUCGUCUCUGAUUAUUACCUCACUUCCUGAAGAUGAUGUCUUCAUUGACAUCUUAGCUCGUGUACCAAGGCGUAGCCAUGUAACACUCUCCCUUGUUUCCAAGCACUUUGGGUCACUCGUUGCUUCGCCUGAUCUAUACUACGCAAGAAGAUCCUUGUUGGCCUGCACGGAGAACUGUCUCUACGUUGCCCUCUUUGACAUAAAUACCUCUUCUCUUUACCAUUGGUAUAUCCUCUGCCGAAAAGCCAACGGCAGCCACUGCUUGGUCCGUGCCCCCUCGACGAUUCCCUUUAUGUAUUACCCUGAAAGCUCUGUGGCAGUGGGUUCGAGGAUAUAUGUUUUUGGUGGGGUUACAAAUAUGACGACAAAUGCGUUUUGCAUGGAUUGUAGAUCCCACACGGUGACACCCCUACCAAGCAUCCCUGUUGCUAUGAUUUGCAAAUUCGUUGGCUUCAUCGACGGGAAAAUAUAUGUUAUUGGAUAUUUGUAUCAUGACGGCACAAAGAAUGUGAUGAUGGUGUUCGAUAUAGAAACACAAAAGUGGGAGCAUGCGAUGAUUAAGCCCGAGAUGGAGGAACCUUUCAGAAUAUGGUAUAAAGCUUGUGUGGUGAUGGCUGAUAAAAUAUACAUAAAGUAUAGGGGUAGAACCUAUGUGUACAAGCCAGUGGAAAGUAAAUGGGAAACAAACUAUAUGCUGAUGCUGAAUAAUUGUCCGCCUAGUGUGAGAAAUGCAAGUGUUGUUGAUGAUGUAUUGCUCUACCAUGAUCGGUCCACGUACACCUUAAGAGCGUAUGAUCCAAAUGAGAAGUAUUGGCGAGUGGUGGAAGGCUUGAAAGAAUUGUUGGCUAAGAUAUCAGAUUCACAGUGGUCACGUACUGUGAAUUACGGUGGGAAUAUGGCUUUGCUUUUCAGAAGAACAAGUAAGAUUUGGUGUGCGGAGAUUUCUCUAGAAAGACUUCAAGGAGGGCAAAUUUGGGGUAAAGUUGAGUGGUGCGAUCAUGUUCUAACUGGAAAUUUUGGAAUUAGGAAAUUUCUAGCUGUUGCGGUUUGAUGCAUGAAUUC
This is a messenger RNA of Raphanus sativus (radish), 2227 nucleotides long. Its product is annotated as F-box/kelch-repeat protein At4g38940-like. Gene Ontology annotation, molecular function: ATP binding; metal ion binding; protein binding. The coding region runs from base 714 to 2216 and encodes 500 amino acids. The transcript is spliced from 9 exons. The record is from RefSeq and is a predicted model, not a curated record. Lineage: Eukaryota; Viridiplantae; Streptophyta; Magnoliopsida; Brassicales; Brassicaceae.